This is a messenger RNA of Gregarina niphandrodes, 558 nucleotides long. RefSeq lists its product as hypothetical. Gene Ontology annotation, molecular function: calcium ion binding. The transcript has 2 exons. The coding region runs from base 1 to 558 and encodes 185 amino acids. NCBI's taxonomy places the organism in Eukaryota, Apicomplexa, Conoidasida, Eugregarinorida, Gregarinidae. The record is from RefSeq and is a predicted model, not a curated record.
AUGGUCGAAACGGUGCACCUGUCGAGCAUUCUUGUGGCUUUCGAUUACGACCAAGACGGGGUCAUUUCAGUUGGGGAUCUAAAUACGCUGUUCGGCAUGUUAGGAAUUGAUGCCACGGGAGAUGACUGUGAGAUGCUCCUCCAAACACUGCUGGAUUUCACAAAGUGGCAGGGAGACGUCUCUGGGAGAAGCGGUUUGUCUGGUCUGUCAGUUGACGGUUUGGAGAGAGUCAUGCGAGCAAGUGCUCAUACUGAAAUAGACCUGCGAAGCAAUCAGUGGGUACUUCAUUUUCUGAAGGGUGGAGAAGAAGAAGCGAGCGCAGCGACAAUUGGAAGAAUAGCCAACACUUUAUCAAUACCUUUAUCUGAGAAAGACUGUGUUGACACUAUGCGAAUGUGGGGCGCUUUGGUGAGCCAUUUCAAAUACAGCCGUGAUAAAUUCCGUACAUUUGGGUACGUGCCUCAGCCGCCUCUGGAACUAAUUCACAACCUGCCACUGCAAGAGCCAACAAUUGACGAUAAAGAGUUAUUGCUCAUUCUUAAGAACAUAAUGCCGUAA